This is a messenger RNA of Physcomitrium patens, 1982 nucleotides long. Its product is annotated as arogenate dehydrogenase 2, chloroplastic. Lineage: Eukaryota; Viridiplantae; Streptophyta; Bryopsida; Funariales; Funariaceae. Gene Ontology annotation, biological process: L-tyrosine biosynthetic process. The record is from RefSeq and is a predicted model, not a curated record. Gene Ontology annotation, molecular function: arogenate dehydrogenase (NADP+) activity; prephenate dehydrogenase (NADP+) activity; prephenate dehydrogenase (NAD+) activity.
CAGGACAAUGGCUGGAGCAUCUGAAUUCCAGCCCUGCGUGAGUGAGUGUGUGUGUGCCGAGGCUUCUGUGCACAAUCACAUUGAGUUGUGGCACACAAUACUCGUGUGCGUCACGUGUGUAAUACUGGAAAUGGAUUCCAAGUUUUCUUUUGCAUCAAGGAAGGGUGCCGGAUACUUCUUUCGCCAUCCAGAAGCAUGGAAGUAUAAGUUCGAUGCCGGCAUUUGAAUUUCAGAGCAGUGCCUCAGCCGAUCAGAAGCGUCGUCAGGCGCUGCGAGGACUAAUUCCUGUUGAGACUGUUGCAUUCGAAUUCGCAACCAGUCCACUGUGCUGCUGGUUUGAGGUUUGGGCUGUUUCGAGACUGGUGCGGGAGAGGUGGUGGCAACGGGAGUCAUGAAUGGUCUGAUUCCAACCCCGGUUGCACAUACUACGAUGAUCUUCUCACACCAGCAAACGAAGCAUGUUGGAAGUUCCAAGCUGCCUAUUUUGCGACAGAAUGAGAGCAGUGGUGCAGUGGAGUUACAAGGGGAUUUCCGGAAGCAGCCGGGGCAGCUGUUUCUGAGGAACGGUUCCAGCAUUGAGAGGCGUGGGCGCUCGAAGCACCGCAGUAGAGUCAAUGUGAGUGCGAUCGAUGCCGCCCAGCCAUUUGAUUUCGAGUCGAUGAGGUCGCAAGAGCUGGAGAAGAGCACCCCACUUAAAGUCGGAAUCGUGGGGUUCGGGAACUUCGGUCAGUUUUUGGCGGAGAGGAUUGUGAAGCAAGGGCACACGGUUCUGGCCCACUCUAGAAGAGAUUACAGCGAGAAGGCGCGGGCAUUGGGUGUGUCAUUUUUUAGAGACCCGGAUGAUUUUUGUGAGGAGCAUCCUGAGGUCGUGCUUCUGUGCACCUCCAUACUGUCAACCGAGGCCGUUUUACAAUCACUUCCCCUGCAACGGCUCAGGCGCCACACCCUGUUUGUCGAUGUGCUCUCCGUGAAGGAAUUUCCGAAGAAUCUCUUUCUUCAGGUAUUGCCCCCUGAAUUCGAUAUACUCUGCGCCCAUCCUAUGUUUGGCCCUGAAAGUGGCAAGGGAAGUUGGGCUGGAUUGCCAUUUGUCUUCGACAAGGUUCGCGUCAGUAAUGGACGGCGAUCGAGAGUCGCUGACAAGUUCCUGGACAUUUUCUCGAAAGAGGGCUGUCGCAUGGUGGAGAUGUCUUGUGCGGAACACGAUCGGUUUGCAGCAGGCAGCCAGUUUGUCACCCACACCGUUGGCAGAGUAUUGGGGAAGCUCGGGUUGCAGUCAACGUCGAUCAACACCAAGGGUUACGAGACACUUCUUGGACUUGUACAAAACACAUCGAAUGAUAGCUUCGAACUUUACUAUGGAUUAUUCAUGUACAACCCGAAUGCUACUGAGGAGUUAGAGCGGCUGGAAAUAGCUUUCCACUCCGUCAAGAGACAACUGUUCGGGCAACUUCAUGAUAGAUUUCGGAAACAGCUAUUUAGUGACUCAAGUGCACCCAGAGCCUCUAUCCCACAAGACUCUGCAGACCUAUCAAAGAAUGGAAGCUCUCAACCCAAAGCCCCUUCGAACAACGUGUCCAGAGUCUACAACAAUACUGACAUUAUUUCUUCUUCGAAUGGGAUUUCCAGAAUCGCCAAGAGCACCGACACUUCUACCUCCUCUAUUGAAUUAGAGCUGAGAAAGACCAUCGGACUAAACAAAGAUUCGUAUUCAGUUUCAACGGUCCUGAAGUAAUAAGGCUAGUCUCCAAUCUAGAGCCUUCGCGAGAUGUAUCAUACAUCAUUUGUAAGUAGUUAGGUCCACUUAUAGUUCUAGAAAAAAAAUUGCCAGAUGGAGGCAAACUAAACAGGGGGCAAUCUUCAUCUGGUUGCAGUGGAGUGGCUCCUGUAAUUUUGAUCUGCAAUUUCACAAUCUUUGAUUAAAGACGACAGAAAAACAAGCUGCAUUGGACCCAACUUUUAAAACGAGGAUUUUUUCAUCGUAG